AUGGUUUGCUUGCUGCUGCUGCUGCUGCUGCUGCCGCCGCCGUUGGCUGCGAGCUUACAAACCGCCGCCAGAGUUUCCCCAGCAACUUCAGCACCUGCCUAUGAUAAAGCUUUGCAGCAACCCAAAGCGGCAGCGGCGGCGGCGCCGGGGACGACGAGGCUCCUCCGACCUUUCUCUUUCCGGGAGCAGCGUCCUAGCGGGGUAGUAGAAAGCAUAGAUCAGACCUACUCCGGAGGAGGCAAGGUGGGUUACAUCCUCUACCUGGAUGGGAAGCGCUUCCUCUUAGAUCUGGAGAAGGACGCGUUGCUUGGAAGCGCCGAGCAGCUUCUCCAGGGCAAGGGUCGCUGCUACUAUCGGGGCACGGUGGAUGGGAGCGCCCAGUCUCUGGCAACCUUCGAUCUCUGUGGUGGCUUAGAGGGCUAUUUUGCGGUCAAGCACGCCCGCUACACAGUGAGACCUUUGCUCCGGGGCCAAGCUGCGAGAGAAGAGGGAAAGGCUUCUCCGGACUGGAUCUAUGGGGAUGCGUCUGCUCAGAUACUCCAUCUCUUCUUCAGGGAUCAUUUCAGCUUUGAAACGCUGCCUUCCCGUCCCAGCUGUGAGACUCGUGGCUCCUCCAGGACCCCACUUUUGGAUGGAAAGAAACUGACCCAAGGGCAGGAAGGGAAGCUGGAGAUAGAUCUGACCACCAGAAUGGCACAUUCCCCUAUCACUAUUGCCCCUCCGGUGGACUCUAGGAAAAGAAGGAAGCGCUCUAUCUCUAGAGCCAGGCAGGUAGAACUUCUCCUGGUGGCUGAUGAUUCCAUGACCAAGAAGUAUGGCAAAGGCCUCCAUCACUAUUUGCUCACCUUGGCCACCAUUGCUUCUCGGCUCUAUGGACAUGCCAGCAUUGAGAAUCACAUCCGCCUGGUGGUUGUGAAGGUGGUGUUGCUGGGGGACAAGGAGAAAGGCCUAGAGAUCACCAAGAAUGCAGCCACCACACUCAAAAACUUCUGCAAGUGGCAGCACCAGCACAAUCAAUUGGAUGAUGACCAUGAUGAGCACUAUGAUGCUGCUGUUCUUUUCACCCGUGAGGAUUUAUGUGGGCAUCAUUCAUGUGAUACUCUGGGAAUGGCUGACGUUGGAACCAUAUGCUCUCCUGAGCGCAGCUGUGCAGUGAUUGAAGAUGACGGCCUCCAUGCGGCUUUUACAGUGGCUCACGAAAUUGGGCACCUCCUUGGACUUUCCCAUGAUGACUCCAAAUUCUGUGAAGAGAACUUUGGUUCCAUGGAAGAUAAGAGACUUAUGUCUUCCAUCUUAACAAGCAUUGAUGCUUCCAAACCAUGGUCCAAAUGUACUUCAGUAACGAUAACAGAAUUUCUGGAUGAUGGGCAUGGUAACUGUUUACUGGAUCAACCACGAAAACAUAUCUUAGGUCCUGAGGAACUUCCAGGACAAACAUAUGAUGCAAUUCGCCAAUGCAAACUGGCAUUUGGACCUGAAUACACAGUGUGUCCUGGAAUGGAUGUGUGCUCUCGUCUGUGGUGUGCAGUCGUUCGCCAAGGUCAAAUGGUGUGUUUGACCAAGAAGCUUCCUGCUGUGGAAGGGACACCAUGUGGAAAAGGAAGGAUCUGCCUUCAAGGGAAAUGUGUUGAUAAGACAAAGAAAAAAUAUUAUUCGGCUUCAAACCAUGGCAACUGGGGAUCCUGGGGACCGUGGGGACAUUGCUCUCGUUCAUGUGGUGGAGGUGUCCAGUUUGCCUAUAGGCACUGCAAUAAUCCAGCACCUAGAAACAAUGGUCGAUAUUGUACAGGAAAACGGGCUAUCUAUCGGUCCUGUAACAUCAUGCCCUGUCCUGCCAAUGCUAAAGCUUUCCGCCAAGAACAAUGUGAAGCAAGAAAUGGUUACCAAUCAGAUCCAAAAGGUGUCAAAACGUUUGUAGAAUGGGUCCCAAAAUAUGCAGGAGUGCUCCCAGGAGAUGUUUGUAAGCUUACCUGCCGAGCUAAAGGAACUGGCUACUAUGUAGUUUUCUCACAAAAGGUGACUGAUGGAACAGAAUGUAGGCCAUAUAGCAAUUCAGUAUGUGUCCGUGGAAAAUGUGUACGAACUGGAUGUGACGGCAUUAUUGGUUCAAAGCUCCAGUACGAUAAGUGUGGGAUCUGUGGUGGAGACAAUUCCAGUUGCACAAAAAUUAUAGGGCACUUUAAUAAAAAGAGUAAGGGUUAUACAGAUAUUGUUAAAAUACCAGAAGGAGCCACACACAUCAAAAUAAGGCAGUUCAAAACGAAAGACCAAAAUAGAUUCACUGCUUACUUGGCUUUGAAAAAGAAAAAUGGUGAAUAUCUUGUCAAUGGAAAAUACAUGAUCUCAACUUCAGAAACCAUCAUUGACCUCAAUGGAACAGUUAUGAACUACAGUGGCUGGAGUCACAAAGACGAUUUCUUGCAUGCCAUGGGACAUACAGGCACCAAAGAGAUCUUGAUAGUACAGAUUCUUGCAACAGAUCCAACUACACCAGUGGAUGUCCGCUAUAGUUUCUAUGUGCCAAAGAAGCAAACCCAAAUGACAAAUUCUGUCACUAAUAACAACAGUAGUAACAAAAUUAGCCCGUCACUUGCUCAACCCCAGUGGAUAACUGGACCGUGGCUUUCUUGUUCUCGAACAUGUGAUACAGGGUGGCAUACAAGAACUGUCCAGUGUAAAGAUGGGAAUGGAAAAUUAGCUAAAGGCUGUCUUCUGUCUCAAAGACCUUCAGCAUUCAAACAAUGUUUAUUUAAAAAAUGUUAGCCUGUGGUUGCAGAUGUCUUCAAAAGGAGUCUUCUUGAAUCUUAUUUGGUAUAUUGACAUAAGAUCUACCCAGAAACAAAAGGAAGACAAUGCAUCAAUAUUCUCUCAUAUUCUUGGCAAUUGUUCUUGGCAGGACAAGCCUAUUUGGACCAAAAGGAGAUAUGAGCUGAGGUGAUCUUAGUAUAUCAAAAGCACUAAGU
Molecule: messenger RNA, 2963 nt
Organism: Protobothrops mucrosquamatus (brown spotted pit viper)
Lineage: Eukaryota; Metazoa; Chordata; Lepidosauria; Squamata; Viperidae
Gene: ADAMTS5
Product: ADAM metallopeptidase with thrombospondin type 1 motif 5
Exons: 8
Coding region: 1-2763 (920 amino acids)
Biological process (GO): proteolysis; extracellular matrix organization
Molecular function (GO): metalloendopeptidase activity; zinc ion binding
Source: RefSeq, a predicted model, not a curated record